AUGGUUAUGCCUGCUUUAAAAUGUCCUUAUUUGGCUCAAUUAACUUUACAACAAGUACGAGCAUCGGCUCCAAAUAUUCUUAAUGCUGGUGCAGAAUCAUGUCCCAUAUUUGGUCAAUUAGUUCGAAAAAUAUCAACAACAGGUAUUAACGAUACAGUAUCAUUGAAUACUUCAUCAUCAUCGUCAAUGAAUUUUGAUGAUGUCAAAGCUGUUCAUGAAAAUUUUCUUGGUCGAAAAACAUCCAAUAAGGUUACAAUACCAACCGCAAUUAAUAAAAUAGCAAAUUCCUAUGGUGAAAUUAUUAUUUCGACUGAAUGUGAAGAUCUUUUAUGUCCAUUUUUAAAAGCAACGCCAAUUACACUUCGUCGUUUAAAUAAUGAUCAGCAUAUGAAUCAAAUUCAUCGAAAAUUAGAAAAAAUAAUGAAUCCAAUGAUUAAUCAUACAACUUUAUUUCAAUAUAAUAAUUUUUUUGAUGAAAAAAUUGAAGCAAAAAAACGCGACAAUUCUUAUCGAAUAUUUAAACGUGUACAACGAAAGAGUGGUCUUUUUCCACAAGCUGAAGAAAAGAAAAAUUUAGAUGAUGAUAAGGAUUCCCGUACAAUUACUGUUUGGUGCAGUAAUGAUUAUCUUGGUUUAGGCCAACAUCCUAAAUUAAAAAAAGCAGUCAUUGACGCAGUUACAUUACAUGGUUCUGGUUCUGGUGGUACUCGUAAUAUAUCAGGUACAAGUCCAUUACAUGAAAAACUUGAACAACAAUUGGCAAAUCUUCAUCAAAAAGAAUCAGCACUUUUAUUUACAUCAUGUUAUGUUGCUAAUGAUACAACAUUAUUUACAUUAGCUAAAGCAUUACCGAAAUGUCAUAUAUUAUCCGAUAGUGGUAAUCAUGCAUCAAUGAUUCAAGGUAUAAGAAAUAGUCACGUACCAAAACAUAUAUUUCGACAUAAUGAUAUUGGACAUUUGGAAGAAUUAUUAAAAAAACUUCCAAAAUAUACACCAAAAAUUGUUGCAUUUGAAACAGUUCAUUCAAUGGAUGGUUCAAUUUGUAAUUUGGAAGCUAUGCUUGAUGUUGCUCAUGCUUAUGGUUCAAUAACAUUUAUCGAUGAAGUACAUGCUGUUGGUUUAUAUGGUCAUAAUGGAGCAGGUAUUGGUGAACGUGAUCAUGUUCUUCAUAAAAUGGAUAUUAUUUCAGGCACACUUGGUAAAGCCUUUGGUAAUAUUGGUGGUUAUAUAGCUGGUAAUGCAAAAAUGACUGACUUCAUUCGAAGUUAUGGUUCAGGUUUUAUUUUUACCACAUCAAUACCACCAACAGUUUUAGCUAGUGCUUUAGCUGCUAUUGAGAUUUCAAUGAGUGAUGAAGGUCGUUCAUUACGUCGUAAACAACAGGAAAAUGUUCGUGAGUUACGAUCGAAAUUGAUUGAUGCUGGACUUCCAGUAGGUGAUGCAGCACUUGCUGCACUUUUAUGUAAUCAUUUACUUGAUCGUUAUUCAAUAUAUAUUCAAUCAAUUAAUUAUCCAACUGUUGAACGAGGAACUGAACGUUUACGUAUUGCAGCAACACCUUAUCAUACAAGUGAAAUGAUUGAUCAAUUAGUUGAUGCAUUAAAACAUGUAUGGCAAGAUGUUGGCCUUACUUUAAAAGAUGUUGAACAACAACAUCGACAACAGCCUAUACUUAUGCGACACCAUGCUUAA
Messenger RNA from Rotaria sp. Silwood2, 1692 nucleotides. NCBI's taxonomy places the organism in Eukaryota, Metazoa, Rotifera, Eurotatoria, Philodinida, Philodinidae. The record is from the annotation of a GenBank genome assembly.